AUGGGGUUAAAAAUUUCAUGUCCAUUGCUGAGCAUAUUGAUUAUCUCACUUGAGUCAACUUCUACCCUUAAUGGCAUAAUAUUGUUAUUCACUGUGCCUUACCAAUCAACUUUUACUCUCAGGUACAUGCUUACAGCUCAAGUCCUCCAUCUCUUGAAGAUGCCUGCAUUUUCACGCGCUCCUGAAGAAGCAUGUUUUUCUAAGGAAAAGCGGCAGAUCUUGAAUGAGAAUUUUCGACAAAAAGUUAAAAGGAUAGAGCUUGUUAUAUACAGAAGUAUAAACGUUUACAACACUUUAAAACACAGUAACUUGUCUCAACAUUCAGUAAAGAAGUAUUUUACCAAAGUACUGAAAUCCAGUGUAGCUUCUUCUAGUCAACCUAACCAGGAAGCAAAUGUCCACCAUUCAGAAGUUACAACACUAAUCAAGGUGGGGGUGAAGUAUUUUCAACUAUUGGGUUUAAGAGUUAGCAGAAAAAAGAAGAAUCUUGGAAAACAUAUUGGUCUACCGAACAGCCCACAUAGCCAGUCAAAAAAGAAAUGUCAAGAUUUAUUGCGGGUACAACAGUCUAUUCAUUUUGCACUUGAGAUGCAAUUUAGUCAAUUUAAGCAUGCAUAUUGGGUCCGGUUAAGUGCUUCAGUUGAUGUAGUAAAACUUCUUAUAACUCAAGGAUUGGCAUUUCGAGAUCAUGAUGAAUCUAAAUCAUCACUUAGUAGGGUUGAUGAGUCUUUUGAUGUGUCACGCAAGGAGCAAAUGGCUAUUGUCUUACGAUAUAUUGAUAGAAAUGGAUUUGUGAUGGAGCGGCUUCUUGACAUUGUUCAUGUUCAAGAUACUAGUGCUUUAUCUCUAAAGAGGGCAAUUGCUAAUUUACUUGCUCAACAUUCCUUAAGUCUAUCAUAUGUGUGUGGACAAUGUUACGAUAGGGCAAGCAAUAUGCAAGGUGAGAUCUAUGGCCUUAAAAUGUUGAUUAGAAUUCAAGAGGCAUUAGAUUUGGGUGAGCUUACAACCAGUAGAGGCUUGAAUCAAGAACUCGAUCUUUCAAGAGCUUGUGAUACGCGUUGGGGAUCUCAUUUUAAAUCUUUCAACAAUUUUAUUCUUAUGUUUGGCUCUAUUCUUAAUGUUCUUGAAUCACUUGUUCUUGAUGCACGAUUAUUGGAUGACAGAGCCAAGACAAUGGGAUAUCUUGAAGCUUGUCGAACAUAUGAGGUUGCGUUCAUGUUGCAUUUGAUGAGUGAUGUUUUAGCAAUCACAAAUGAGCUUAAUAAAUGCUUACAAAAAAAGGAGCAAGAUUUGGCAAAUGCCAUGCUACUUGUUGAAGUAGCAAAAAUAAGGUUGCAAGCGUAUAGGGAUGAAGAAUGGGAUUCUCUUAUUGCUAGGGUGUCUUUAUUUUGUAUCAAGCAUGACAUUUUGGUACCUAACUUUGAGGAGCCAUAUGUUAGCUCUUUAAGAUCACAAAGGAGACUUGGUGACAAUAAAGUCUCACAUCAUUAUCGUGUUGAGGUAUUUUGCAAUAUUAUUGAUUGGCAACUUCAAGAACUUAAAGAUCAUUUUGGCGAAGCGACGACUGAUUUUCUUCAUGGAAUUUCUUGUUUGAAUCCAAUUGACUCAUUUUCAAGUUUUGACAUCAGGAAAUUAAUGAAAAUGGCUAAAUUAUAUCCUGAUGACUUUAAUGAAUUCAAUAUAGGUUCUCUUGAGAAUCAACUUGCAAGUUACAUUAUUGAUGUUCGUGAUGUUGAUGAAAGGUUCUCCAAUCUAAAAGGGCUUUGUGAUCUUUCAAAAAAAAUUAGUACAAACAAAGAAGCAUUCAAAUUAUCCUCUUGUAUCCCGCUUAGUGAAACUUGCUUUGUUUCUGCCGAUUGCCACAACAUCCAUUGA
Molecule: messenger RNA, 1875 nt
Organism: Lycium barbarum (goji berry)
Lineage: Eukaryota; Viridiplantae; Streptophyta; Magnoliopsida; Solanales; Solanaceae
Exons: 7
Coding region: 1-1875 (624 amino acids)
Source: RefSeq, a predicted model, not a curated record